AUGUCUGACAACGAAGAACAAGAACAGACCAUCGCGGAGGACUUGGUUGUCACCAAGUACAAAAUGGGAGGUGACAUCGCCAACCGUAAGUGUCCGAUCAGAGUGGCUUGAAAUGAGGUGACCUACUCUUGUCGGCCAUUCGUUUCGUACACACAACCCGCAGUGACAGUGUAGUCACCAGAACAGGUAGGCACGUACCAAUGGCCGUGUUCGACAGCAUCAAAACAGUGAAUGUAUCAUGGGUAAAUUGUGACUGACUGAUCUACAAAGAAUAAUGAGUCGUUAUUUAUGAUGCAAGGUAAUUUGUAGAUCAGCCAGUUGGCAGUCGCCUGUAGCACUGUCGGCUGUGUCAAACAAGGCCAAUCAAUGACUAAGGCACAGUCCAACAGCCAUGUGCUUUGACAUGCUAGUCGCAGUUUAGAAACGUGUGGAAUAGAAAUGUCUAGUAACUGUUAGUGCUAGCAAGCUGACUUCACGUGAACGUUAUUUUGUAAAAAACGUAGGCUAACUGUUAACGUUAUAUCAUCAACAGUCACAUCAGACAGCUAGCUAACGAGUUAGGAAGGACACUUGUAUCUUUGUAGUGACUGGGUGUAUUGAUACACCAUCCAAAGUGUAAUUAAUAACUGCACCAUGCUCAAAGGGAUAUUCAAUGUCUGCUUUUUGUAUUUUUACCCAUCUACCAGUAGGUGCUUUUCUUUGCGAGGCAUUGGAAAACCUCCCUGGUUUUUGUGGUUGAAUCUGUUUUUGAAAUUCACUGCUCGACUGAGGGACCUUACAGAUAAUUGAAUGUGUGGCGUACAGAGAUGACGUAGUCAUUCAAAAAUAAUGUUUAACACUAUUACACACAGUGAGUCCAUGCAACUUAUUAUGUGACUUGUUAAGCACAUUUUUUCUUCUGAACUUAUUGUGGCUUGCCAUAACAAAGGGGUAGAAUGCUUAUUGACUCAAAAAAUUUCAGCUCUUCAUUUUUAAUUAAUUUGUAAAAAUGUCUAAAAACAUAAUUCCACUUUGGCAUUAUGGGGUAUUGUGUGUAGGCCAGUGACACAAAAUCUCAAUUUAAAACAUUUUUAAAUUCAGCCUGUAACACAACAAAGUGUGGAAAAAGUCAAUGGGUAUGAAUACUUUCUGAAGGCACUGUAUGUUUGGCUGGUUUCCAGCUAUGGACUUCAGAGACUGGCCUCAGGCCCUGGGUAAUGACUCAUAACCCAAAAUUGAAACCAGUUAAAUGGCUGCUGAUUCAUCAUGACAUAAUACAACCAUAAUGGAUAGUCUUAUUCAAAGAGAAUGCAUAUGGUGUGAUUGAAUGUAAUGAUGACAUCUUUGGUGUCACUUCUACACUCUAAUCUUUUUCAUCUCAUAUUUGUCUGACACCUCUCCAGCUCCUAUUCCUCUGACCACCCUCUCUCCUGUAAUGCAGAGGCCCUGCGUGUGGUGAUUGAGGCGGCCAAGUCAGGGGUGUCUGUGGUCAGCCUGUGUGAGAAGGGAGAUGCCCACAUCAUGGCCGAGACUGGCAAGGUCUUCAGGAAGGAGAAAGACUUGAAGAAAGGUGAGGGGCCGGGGUGGAGAGGAGAAAUGCCUGGGUGAGAAGUGCAAGAGGGAUGGGGCUAUUUACUGUACUGAUAAGACUGUUUGCCCUGUCUCCCAUCGUUGUUUAUGUAGGGCAGGUGGUUCAAAGCCAUGGUUGCUCUCGUGAGUGGGACAGUAUGUUGUCAUACUGUCUCCAAAUUAGAAACACCACCUGAUCAGUUCAGCCUGUGGCAGCAGUCUGCAUGUGUCCAUGCCACACAUUCAAAAUGGGCCUGAACAUGGGAUGGGUCAUUGAAUAUGCCAGUGAGAUGACAGAACUAUGAAGAGUGAUAUGGGACAAAAAGAGGGACAUUAUUUGACAUCAGUCACGUCUCUCUCACAAACAAUACAGAUUAUUUUCAAUUAAAGAUUUGGUGGUUCUCUCUUCCCUCUUCCAGGCAUUGCCUUCCCCACCAGCGUCUCAGUCAAUAACUGUGUUUGCCACUUCUCUCCCCUGAAGAGUGACCCAGACUACACACUUAAAGAUGGGGACCUGGUCAAAAUGUAGGAACCUCCAUCUACAGUAACGUGGCCCCCCUCACUCUGUGUGUCUCCAGUCUCCCAAGUGUGUGUUGUCUUUCCCCUCUCUCGUCUGUCAUCUUGUGUGCUGUGUUCUCAUGCGUCUGAUGCUUGGCUGUUGGCUUGUAUUUUCUGUUAGAUCUCGUCUCCCUGUAUGUCUAUUUGCGCCUUAUGUCUAUCUGUCAUGUGGCUAAUGAUAAGUAAUUGGAUUGGAUUACAUGUCUUGUUCAUCUGGCAUUGGUGUUCAAUUGUCACUAUGGCCAUUGCAUAGUUGAACAAGCCUCUUCAUCUUAGUUGUUGGAUUGCAACUUUUGUCUUCAUCUCUCUGACCCUACCUUUCCUGUUUUCUGUCAAUAUAUAUAAGGAUGUCACUGUUUGGAAUAUUGUGGGUGUUAUGUGUUUAAGAGCCAACUAGAUGGUUAAAUGCCAGCUUGUGUUGUGGUACUGCAGGGCCGUGCUGUUCUUAGAAUCUGUUGAAAAGUAACCUUUUUCAUUACUAUAACAACAUCCUGUGUGUGUCCUUCCACCAUGACAAUGAAAUUGCUAGUGUUGCUGUCUUUGGGAUACACUGAGCCCCCUGCAGUAUUGUUAUAGGUGAACAUGAACAAAGCAAUAACAAAACGUACCCUGUGACCAUAUCCUCACUCAAUCACACACAUUCGAUUAAUUCAUAUUUGUCUGACCUUGUAUUUUUUGUAGACUUCUUUCCCAUAUGAUCUUUGGAAGCACAACAUGACUGACAUUUUGUCUCUACCUAAAUUGAAAUAAUCAUCUCAUCGAGUCCUUUUACACAAUUACAUACAGUGCUUUCAGAAAGUAUUCAUACUCCUUGACUUAUUCCACAGUUUGGUGUGUUACAGCCUGAAUUCAAAAUGGAUUAAAUAUAUUUCCUCACCCAUCUACACACAAUACCCCAUAAUGACAAAGUGAAAACAUGUUUUUAGAAAUGUUUCCAAAUGUAUUGAAAAUGAAAUACAGAAAUAUCUCAUUUAUGUAAGUAUUCCCACCCCUGAGUCAAUACUUUUUAGAAGCACCUAUUCAGGCUGUAACACAACAAAAUGUGGAAUAAGUCAAGGGUUAUGAAUACUUUCUGAAGGCACUGUAGAUAAUAGAUAUCAGACACUGGUUGGCAGAAAUAAUUCUGAAUGUCUGAUGCACUUCUGUUUUCCUCAUGACUCAUUCCAUCUCUCUUUUCUUCUUUUAUUUUCUGUCUCUGCCCCCUUUAUUUCUGCAGUGAUCUUGGAGUCCAUGUUGAUGGCUUCAUCUCGAAUGUAGCUCAUAGCUUUGUUGUGGGAGCUACUAAGGUAUGUACCUUGUAUGACCUUAUGACUUGGAGUUUUUGAUCCCUCAUCGCAACAGGCUUAAAGUUCCCACAUCUUCUCACCCCACCUCUGCCCUGUACAUGUAGGAGGCUCCAGUGACAGGGAAGAAAGCUGAUGUGAUCAAUGCAGCUCACAUGUGUGCGGAGGCAGCCCUACGCCUUGUCAAGCCUGGCAACCAGAACUCAAAGGUGACGGAGGCAUGGAACAAGAUUGCUCAGUCAUUCAAAUGCACGGCCAUUGAGGGUGAGUGCCUUCACUAGUUAAGUUGACUCUGAUUCAUGGGUCUAAGAUAGUGAAUCAACAGUUUUAUCUGACCUUUAACGUCUGAAAUGUAGGGAGAAAACGUUGCAAUGUUUUUUUGUACCUUUCUGUUUAAGGUAUGUUAUCUCAUCAGCUGAAGCAGCACAUCAUCGAUGGAGAGAAAACCAUCAUUCAGAACCCCACAGACCAGCAAAGGUACAUUGUCCAAGCACUUGAACACGUGUAGAGAAUAGUGCUUUGACGAAGUGCAAUACCACAAAGGCAGACAGGAGGACACUAAGACUGAAUGAUAACUGAAAGCUUUGAGUUAUGUGAGUUGCUCUGAUUGGCUACUGUUGGUGACCGUCGGCAGGAAGGACCAUGAGAAGGCGGAGUUCGAGGUGCACGAGGUCUACGCUGUGGAUGUGUUGGUUAGCACUGGUGAAGGGAAGGUAAGAGAGAGGGAGAUUUUUUUUUUUUUUUCUGCCCCCAUGAACUGUCCUAAGAAGCCGCAUACUAAUCUUUUUCCUUUACAUUUGUUACCUGGCUAAAUGUGACUGUCCAAUAUAGAUGUUUCUAUGCUCCUAUCCCCUGCCCAGGCCAGGGAUGGAGGCCAGAGGACCACAAUAUACAAGAGGGACCCCAGUAAGCAGUACGGGCUGAAGAUGAAGACCUCCCGCAUGUUCUUCAGUGAGGUGGAGCGACGCUUCGACGCCAUGCCCUUCACUCUCAGGUAGGAUACCAAAUGGAAGCACAUUAGAAGUGUCAGAGAGAUGUCAUAACCAACCCCAUAUCAAGACCAUACUCUUACCAUAACAGACUUAUCAUCUCUGAUGCUGUGAGUCAGGUGCUUUGAAUGUCCGUUGGAGAUCUCCUCAGCUAACGGGUCUGUCCUGUUCCUCUCCUCUCAGGGCGUUUGAGGAUGAGGCCAAAGCCCGCCUGGGCGUGGUGGAGUGUGCCAAACACGAGCUGCUACAGCCUUUCAGUGUGCUCAACGAGAAGGAGGGUGAGUCUCUGCAUCUGUCUUUUCCUAUCCUCUGUGCUCUUUCUUUCUGUUUCGAGUUACCUGUCUCAUUAUCUCAGUCUCUCUCAGGAGAGUUUGUGGCCCAGUUUAAGUUCACCGUGCUGCUGAUGGCCAACGGCCCCCAUAGAAUCACCAGCGGACCCUUUCAGCCAGAGCUCUACAAGUCAGAGCACGAGGUGCAGGACGCAGAGCUGAGGGUAAGUAAGGCUCCCAGCCCACAGCCCCAGGCAACCUGAAAGGCUUUUCACCGCUCAUAUUACAUGAAUAACUAUUAAUGAACAGGGGUUUGCACCUCAGAGCCUAAACUAAGUAACUGCAUAAGGGAACGGUGAGAUGGCAUCUGAGGUUUUGACCAGUCUAUUUCCACACUUGCCAGCUCUGUUGUGGCUGUCUUCCAUGGAAGAAAUCUCUUGAUUGACAACAAACAAUCCAUCUCUCUCCCCCAGACUCUACUACAGAGCUCAGCCAGUCGCAAAACACAGAAGAAGAAGAAAAAGAAGGUAUUUGAUAUGAAAAACGAAUUAAGUCGAUACAGUCUGUUCGCUCUCUUCAUUCUUAUCGGUGCCCUCCUUCCUCUCUCCUAGGCCUCCAAGACUGUGGAAACCGCUACUGGACAGCCAACUGAGGAGAGCAACAAGGCGGCAGUGUAGAUGGCUACCUGUAUUCUGACACAUGCAUACACACACACCCCCCAAAGAAUUGAAACUUCACAAGUGAAUCUAAAUCUUCCCCAACUGUUAGCUCUUUUUGACCCUCAUGCCCUUUUCUAGCAUUUGGCCCAUUUAAUACAUCUGAUAGAUCUCAAGUCUGUUGAAAAUACAAUUUUGUGUUCCACAUCAUUCAGUUGAUUCUGAAUAAGGGUCACACCCAUGAAACAAAUUGUUGUAAACAACAUUAUUUGCCAUUGAUACUUAACUGAAAUAUGAGUUUGGGGAAACACAGUUUUGGAAUAUGAUCGAUCAAUAACCUUUUGUAGCGUUGUGUUUGUACACCUUAUCAUUAGGUGAUGUAGCUACCUGACUUCAGAAAUGUUGCCAUCUAUAGGUGAAGUUUUAUAAAGUUUCUAAAUUAAAAAUGUAAUUAAAGCAAGUUUUGUUUUAAUUAUUUUAAACUGGAUGAUAUUUGUUGUGAAAUAAUGUUGGGGUGCCAGUCACACUUCGUAAUAAUUCCAAACCCUGAUAAGCUGACUUGGUACUUUCAUUGUACAUGAAGGAGACCGAGUUAGCCACUCAAAUAUUUUGGCCUGGAAUCAUAUUUGGUUAAAGUGUUACAAUUAUUCAAACACGACAGAAUUGAACGGUUAGAGCACAGAAUUUAGAGAACAGUAUUCUCGCACCAACACCUGAAUGGUUGGUUAUGGGAACGAACCCUGCUACACUUACUGCCACCCCCCUCUUUCCUGGUAGGGGAUUUUUUUAGGGAAUGGUGCACUGUUUUCAUUCAAACAAUUUUAGUAAUUGUUUUUUUUCAACGAUACCUACUUUUUAUCAACCAUCUACCAACAUAUGAAACUUUUUAGUGGAGCUUUUAAACAGUCUUCAUUCAGGACUGCUUGAAAUCAUAUUUUAUGCAAACCCAUUAUUCUGCUAAGUAAGAUCUGUAAUCUGGCAAAAAAGCUAAAUUGAUAAAUUGUAGUAGAAUAAUUUUAGUGACAGGAAAUUAGGUAAUUAGUUAGCCUACUUUUAUAUGAAAACUUUGCCCACAUUUUUGAUGUAAUUGCAUAUAAUAUUUUUUUUUUUUAUAACUUCCUAAUUUGGUCAGCUCAGACAUGCACAAAGAGUUCAUGUAAGUCAACAUACAUAUCCCCUGUGUUUUUGUUUGUUUUAUUUUCAGCAAAUGAAGAAAACAUUCAAUAAACUUUAUAAUACCAGA
Messenger RNA from Coregonus sp. 'balchen', 6546 nucleotides. NCBI's taxonomy places the organism in Eukaryota, Metazoa, Chordata, Actinopteri, Salmoniformes, Salmonidae. The record is from the annotation of a GenBank genome assembly.